AUGGCAAACACAACUCCCUACUACUAUUUCGCUCCGACUUGGGAUUUUCCUCCAAACGGUCCUCUUCAGCUUGGAAAUGUUCUCAUGUCGGUGAAAAGGCCUGAACGAUCAUUAUACACCGCUCCACUACCGAAUGCUAGCGAGAUAAUCACGUCAGAAAAGAGUCAAGUGGAAUUCUCCAGAGAAAAGCUAAAAGCCGGAAAGUUUUCCAUCUUCACACGCUUUAUAAGAUUCACUGGCCUGGGUAUCGAUAUAGCCAUAAGUUGGGACACUGCCAACGAAGAAGCUUUUACAUUCGAGCGUCUCAAAACAACAUUCUUCGUCCCUACCCAACCUUGGCUUGAAAAAUGUCUCGCCAACUCUGCCGUACAGCGCUAUCUCGAAAAGUGCCGCUACCGAAAACCUAUCUAUAUUAUCACUGGCCUCAAGACAGUGACGGGCGCUGCCGUCAAGACAAAUAAACAAUCUGCUUCGGCCAAUACGGCUGGCAUUGAGGUAGCAAUACCAGGUGUCGAAGUAGUCUUGCCCUCUGCUACGCCUGAGAUAUUUACAAAGAAAGCAGCAAAGGACAAAAUGAGCUGGGAAGAUCAUAGUGACUUCAUUUUCGCAUACAGGGUGAGCAAGGUAUGGGUUAAGAAGGGUUCAAUACUAGAAGAAGAUUAUACCAAGGGUGCAAUGUUCGAAAGAGAGGAGAAGACCGUGGUGAAUAUUGCGCUGGAAAUUGCAAACGUAGAAGAAGCGGAUCCAGUGGAAGAGGGAUUCUUAAAAGAGGAGAUUAUAGAUGACGAUGAGAAAAUUAUCAUCGCACUGCCAGAAGGAGCGGCAAGCAGGUCUAUUUGACAUAAUAACAUAUGGAAUUAUUAGUUUGUGCAUAACAUUGUUGUAUUGGGUUAUGGUCUAGACAUCUUUCAUUGCGUCCCGGAUUCUACUAUUUAGGGAAUUCUCACCCUUACCAAAAGGGCUGUCAGGGUGUAGGCUGGGUGCAAUGUAAUCGUAUCCUUGACUUCUUAUAGAGACUGCUUUCAGGACGGCCUUCAUGAAUUGACUCUGCUUCAGUUGCUGAGCUUCUUUGGG
Trichoderma atroviride IMI 206040 is the source of this 1074-nucleotide messenger RNA. RefSeq lists its product as uncharacterized. The record is from RefSeq and is a predicted model, not a curated record. Lineage: Eukaryota; Fungi; Ascomycota; Sordariomycetes; Hypocreales; Hypocreaceae.